Messenger RNA from Trichoderma gamsii, 1674 nucleotides. Its product is annotated as flotillin. Bases 1 to 1674 code for a protein of 557 amino acids. Gene Ontology annotation, biological process: protein localization to plasma membrane. Gene Ontology annotation, cellular component: plasma membrane. The record is from RefSeq and is a predicted model, not a curated record. Lineage: Eukaryota; Fungi; Ascomycota; Sordariomycetes; Hypocreales; Hypocreaceae. The transcript has a single exon.
AUGUCGUACAAGAUUUCUGCUCCGGACGAAUACCUCGCCAUCACCGGCAUGGGUAUUCGUACCGUGAGAAUCACAAAAGCUGCCUGGGUAUGGCCCUUCCAGCGAUAUACCCGCUUCAGCGUCCAGCCGCACGACUAUGCCAUGGACCUCCAGGCAAUGACAAAGGAGAAGCUCCAAUUCUCUCUCCCUGUCGUCUUCACAGUUGGACCAGAUGUAAACCACCGAGGAGCGAAUAUCAAGGGGCGCACCGCGGCAGACGUGGCUUCGCAUGACGGCGAAGAGAACGAUGAGGACGGCAGCCGAGAAGACUCAGGAGAUGCCCUUGUCAAGUAUGCUAUGCUGUUGGCUCACUCGAAAAAUGGCAAUUCUGAUGUCGCGGAUCGAAACCAUGUGGAAAACAUCGUCAAGGGCAUCAUUGAGGGCGAGACUCGUGUGCUCGUAUCCGGCAUGACCAUGGAAGAAAUCUUCACCGAGCGUGAGGUCUUCAAGCGACGCAUCUUCCGCAACAUCCAAAGCGAACUCCAGCAGUUCGGUCUCAAGAUUUACAACUCCAACGUCAAGGAGCUCAAGGAUGCGCCAAACUCCAUCUACUUCGAGUCGCUGUCACGCAAAGCCCAUGAAGGUGCCACCAACCAAGCCCGUAUCGACGUUGCCGAGGCUCAGCUCCGCGGUAACGUUGGUGAAGCCCAGAAAAAGGGCUUACAGGAUCGUGAGAUUGCAAAGAUCAAUGCCGAAACAGCGGUCCAGAAGACGGAGCGAGAUAUCGAGCGAGCUCAGGCCGAGGCUCAGUUACACACCCGCCAGGCCGCCCUUACUCGUGACGUUGAUAUCGCUCGGGUCACCGCUCAGCGCACUCUUGAAUCCAAGGAUGAAGAUCUCAAGAGAGAGGUCCAGCUCAAGCGCGCCGCUGCCGAGAUGGAACGUCUUCGUGCUCAGGAUGUCGUCAAGGCAACCAUUGUUCGCGAGUCCAAGCAGCAAGCUGCCGAUGCCGCUGCAUAUGAAACCGCCGCUCGAGCCAAGGCUGAGAAGGAAGCCAGCGAGCAAGCCACAGAUGCCGCUGCCUACCAGAUCGCCGCCCAGGCCAAGGCUAAUCAGGAGGCCAGCCAGAGAGUUGUAGAUACCGACGCGUACAAGACUCGGGCCAAGGCAGAGGCUGACAUGGACGCCAGCAAGAAGAAAGCAGAAGCAGAGGCAUUCAAGACCCGUGUCGCUGCAGAAGCAAACCAAGAGGCUAGCCAGAGAGUCGCAGACGCCGAAGCUUACAAGAUUUGUGCUGAGGCAGAGGCCGACCUUGUCCGUCAACUCAAAGCAGCUGAAGGUAUGAGCGCCAUGGCUGAAGCAUAUGGCAAGCUCUCAGUCGCUUUCGGCGGGCCGGCUGGUCUUCUCCAGUACAUGAUGAUCAAGGAUGGCACUCUGGUUGAAUUGGCCAACGCCAAUGCCAGUGCCAUUAAAGGAUUGGAGCCCAAGAUUAGCGUCUGGAACACUGGCAACCAAGGUAAUGGCUCAGAUGCCACUGACACUAUGCGCAAUGUCUACCAGAUGCUUCCACCUUUGAUGACCACUAUUAACGAGCAAACUGGGAUCACUCUGCCCGAGUGGCAGUUUGGACGACUCAACGCUGCUCAGAAUGCUAUGACGGAGACCAAGGUGAAUGGAGAUGGAAAGAAGAAAUAA